GUACUUUCAGCGCGCCGGAACGAACGCGAAAUGCGACCGGAAAUUGUUAAACAGCUGGAUUGUCCUUCCAUAGGGUUGGCAACAUCCUGUACGAUAUCACGCCGAAAUGUUCCAUUCGAUAGUCUGGAAGCGGCAAGAACGCUGUUCGAGCGGGAAUACUGGCCAUUUCCCAAAGAGAAGAUUAGGAAGAGCGACAGCAGGGCAGCAAGUUUCGGUAUGCAAGGUAAUGCGGAAUACAAGAAGACACCCAAUGACCCGACGAAAGCGUUGCGGCUAUACAAUCAGAGUAUCUGCGCGGCCGAGAAGGGAUCCAAAGAAUUGGGAUUAGGAUACGCGAACCGCUCGGCAGUAUACUUGAACAGAAAAAUGUACCGCGAGUGCUUGCAAAACAUUGAACUUGCUCGGAGCAAUAACUAUCCGCCGGAUAUGAUGCCAAAGCUGUUGCAACGCAAGGAGCGCUGCAAGCAACUGAUGGAAGCGGACGGUGAAAGCUCAACGGAACACAGCACUUCGAGCCACUGUGCGAUUAAAUCCUGUCUAGAACUCGGAAAGGAUGGAAAAGGAAUUUGUACUAACCGUAGUUUGGACGAGGGAGAAAAGAUAAUCCUGGAAAAACCGUUUGUACUUGUGCUCGAGGCGGAGCUCGCGUAUGAACGGUGUGAUUACUGUGGCGCGUGCAACGAACAUAACCUGAUGCCGUGCACGGGUUGUACUGCCGUGAUGUACUGUAGCGAAGAAUGCCAGGAACAGGCGCUCCAACGCUACCAUCAGUUCGAAUGCGAAAUUGUAGAUGAUCUGCAGCUGCUCUUUCGUGGCCAAAAGCAGACGCGAACGUUUCACGUGAUUUUGCGGUUGUUUUGGCAUGCCGUGCUACUUUUUCUGGAAGACCCGGACGGUUUUCUGAAGCGUAUCGACACACCAACGGAGCUGCAAAAGUAUCAGGAUCCGUUCACGUUGGAACCGUCCGAUUACAUACUGCAUCUGAAUGCUACCUGUCCUGAAAUACCGAUGAAUGAUGAAUCUGCGCGAACGGGAAAGUGUGUAUCGCAAAUUAUGACCAUACUCAUGUGGCUUAUAGCGGUUGAAGAGAAUGCCUCUCUUUGGUCCCGAUUGGAAGGGAAAGUGGGUAAGAAAAAGCUGAUGGAUUUGCUUUACCGGUUAAUUAUGCGUUCAUCGCAGUUGACGGACUACAAGAUGGACAACGCGACAUGUUUCUACCCUUUCACACGCAUGCUGCAGCGUUCCGACACUCCAAACGCGGAACAAUUGAUGACGCAGGAUUUCCAGUCAGUUAUCGUGCUGAAAUGUCCCGUCUCCGAAGGGCAAAAGAUAACCAUCCCCAAGGUAAAAAAAAUCCCUUCGUACUCCUAAAAUAAGCAUCAGACCAGAUAGUAACUAUUGCUAGUUUUGGGCAGAAAGAAUAAGAUCGAUGAAUUUGCCGUGUUGUCAAACAACCUCAUACAUAGAACUAUUUGCAAGUUAGCCUUCGAUAGAACUCAUCAACGGUAUUAUUGCUUCCGUUGAAUUGCAUGAACUGGCUGUAUGAAUUAAACUGUAUUAGCUGAACUGAAUUAAAUAAAAACGCUGUGAACUGUU
Molecule: messenger RNA, 1596 nt
Organism: Anopheles moucheti
Lineage: Eukaryota; Metazoa; Arthropoda; Insecta; Diptera; Culicidae
Product: SET and MYND domain-containing protein 4-like
Exons: 1
Coding region: 31-1371 (446 amino acids)
Molecular function (GO): protein binding
Source: RefSeq, a predicted model, not a curated record